CUGUUGGCUUUGCUUUUAUUAACAAAAAAAGGAAAAAAAGAGCCAAACGGAAGAACACGAACCUCUAGCUCGACCCUGAUUGGGUCGACUCCUGCUCAGUGCUUUGUCUUGUCUGAACUUUGAGAGAGACCAGUCCCUCCCCCACCCCAUUAAUCCAAAGCACGCGUUCAACUCGAAGACGAAGAACGAUAACUGGAAAUGGUGCUGUGGGUAUUUGGGUAUGGCUCUCUAAUUUGGAAAGCAGGCUUUCACUACGACGAUCGCCUCAUCGGUUUCAUCAAAGGUUAUCAUCGUGUAUUUUAUCAAGGUAGCACAGACCACAGAGGUACGCCAGAGUAUCCAGGUAGAACGGUGACAUUGGAACCUUGCGAUGGUGAAGUCUGUUGGGGAGUUGCAUACAAGGUUUCUGGGGAGGAGGAUGAGCAAAUUGCAUUGACUUAUCUUGAAGUGAGGGAGAAGCAAUAUGAUAUGCAGGUUUACCUUGACUUAUUCACUGAACCAGACGCUUCGACACCAGCGGUCUCUGGAAUACUGGUAUACAUAGCAUCACCAGACAAGAAGCUGAACAAGAAUUACUUGGGCCCUGCAUCAAUGGAAGAAAUGGCCAACCAAAUUGUCCAUGCAGAAGGCCCCUCAGGCCCCAACAGGGACUAUGUUUUCCAGCUUGAAAAGGCUCUUCUUAAGUUGGGAUGUGAAGAUAAGCAUGUCAUGGAGCUUGCAGAAACAGUUAGGCAAAAGCUUUCAGGGAGGGAGUUGACAAAUUCACAAGUAGAAUAGAUAAGAGUAGCAUUCUUGGGUUUCAGAAGUUGUUGGGUAAUCUUCAACAUUGAGAUGCUAUUGACAACAUUACAUGCUAGCUUGGUGAUGAUUCAAUUUUCAGCAGCUCGAAGCCUCAAAUUCUUCCUGUUCAUUAUGAUAAUCUUUGUUUUGGUUCAGUAUUUCAUGAUCAAAUUUACAAGAUCUGACAAACCCACAAUUGUGAAACAAACUCAAGCAUUUAUUAAAUAUGGUAACUAAGUUAAACUUCAUUGUCAAUCAAGAUAUUUCUGGAAAAAAAAAAAAUCACCUACUACUUUCUCUA
Messenger RNA from Macadamia integrifolia, 1081 nucleotides. RefSeq names its product gamma-glutamylcyclotransferase 2-3. Gene Ontology annotation, cellular component: cytoplasm. Bases 199 to 777 code for a protein of 192 amino acids. Gene Ontology annotation, molecular function: glutathione specific gamma-glutamylcyclotransferase activity; gamma-glutamylcyclotransferase activity. The record is from RefSeq and is a predicted model, not a curated record. The transcript is spliced from 8 exons. Gene Ontology annotation, biological process: glutathione catabolic process. Lineage: Eukaryota; Viridiplantae; Streptophyta; Magnoliopsida; Proteales; Proteaceae.